Messenger RNA from Kickxella alabastrina, 1029 nucleotides. RefSeq lists its product as uncharacterized. The record is from RefSeq and is a predicted model, not a curated record. The transcript has a single exon. NCBI's taxonomy places the organism in Eukaryota, Fungi, Kickxellomycota, Kickxellomycetes, Kickxellales, Kickxellaceae. Bases 1 to 1029 code for a protein of 342 amino acids.
AUGUCCUACCUUCAAGCUAUCCCCGCCGACGGCAAGACCGACGAGCAGCGCUAUGACGAGUUCAUCUCCUACAUGUUCGAGGAGGGCGUCAUUGAGAAGGCUCUCGAGAACGACUACGAUGGCGAGUACCAGGGUCUUAUUCAAGAGAAGAUUGCUGCCGAUCUGUCUCCCAUCGGCAUGGUCUACGACCCCGAGGACAAGGAGCUGUCUGCCGCUCGUCACCGCGCCAUGCUGGUCCGCGCUGGAAUUGACGGCGAAGUCCGUGAAUUGUGCAAGAGCCUUGAUGAUAACAUUAAGUACGAUCUUUCUGAGGAGGACCUGGCCACGAUCAAGGAGUUGGAGCUGACCGAGGAGGAGAUUGAGGAUAACAUUAUUGUUCGCCCCUUCUGCCUGUACGAGGUGGAUAUCUCUCACAUGUACAAGAAGGAUUUCAAGGAUCUGCCCGAGAACGCCGUUGACUUUGCCAAGAUUACCCUUGAACACGAGAUGGACUGCGCUUAUGAGGAUUCCGAGGAUGAGGGUGAUGAUGACUGGGAGAUGAGGACCAAUGAGGAGGAUGAGGAGGAGGACGAUGAGGAGGAGGAUGAUGAGGAGGAAGAGGAGGCCACUUCCAAGGGCAAGUCUGCUGCCGCCGAUGUUGAUGAGGAUGAGGAUGAUGAGCAUGUCCAUGGCGAGCACUGUAGCCACAGCCAUGACGCCAUCAACCUCAGCGACGAGGAGUUCCCCUUCGAGGAUGAUGAGGUCACUGCCGGUCCCGCCGAGCUUGGCCUUGCCCUUCUCAAGGACCACAAGCAGAGGUUGUCUCCUGCUGGAGAAGGUCUCUGGCUCCAAGGUGACUCGUUCAAGACCUACCACUUCCCCGGCCGCUACUACGUCGUUGCCUGGCUCAAGGACUUUGGUAUCUACGGUAUCCGCAUUUCUUACCCCAUGAUCGUCGACGACGACUCGGAUGACGAGUUUGCGGAUGAGGAUGAUGACGAGGAGGAUGAUGACGAGGAGGAGGAGUCUGGCUCGAGCAGCAAGAAGUAA